Mizuhopecten yessoensis (Yesso scallop) is the source of this 1222-nucleotide messenger RNA. RefSeq lists its product as uncharacterized. NCBI's taxonomy places the organism in Eukaryota, Metazoa, Mollusca, Bivalvia, Pectinida, Pectinidae. The coding region runs from base 104 to 1105 and encodes 333 amino acids. The record is from RefSeq and is a predicted model, not a curated record. The transcript is spliced from 2 exons.
UAUGAAACAAUGGGAAUAAAACAAAUAAAAAAAUAAAUAUAGAAAACAAGUAAAUCAACCACGUGACGUCAGCAACCGAGUUUGUCGUCUGCUUUUAGAAAAGAUGGCAUCAUUGGAAUACACUGACGAGGAAAUGUUCAAUGAACCUAUCAAUCAUGGCACUUUUGGUAUACAUCUACCAGCAACACCUAAUACUGACCAAGAAGAAGAUAAUUGGAGUGAUUCGUCAAUAACUGACCUGAUAGCGGCCUCCGAAGUGACUCUGAGCGACAUUCAACACAUGGAAAGACAAAUAACACAAUCCGACAUGGAUAUCCCCCCUCCGGAAACUCCGGUAUUGGAAGUGAUUACUUCCAUGACGGCAAACAAUUUGGAAAAAAUAUUGCAAUUAGCAGAUAAUAUCGGGGCUACUACUACUACUUUCCCUGAAGUCAAAGAUGAGACAGUUCAUGUGCAAGAGGAGCCCGAUACAGAUACUAAAAAGAGAUUUAAAACAGUUGAUGCUAACCAGCAAAAAAUAUACCAAGACGCCAACCAAAGCGAGUCAACCAAAAAAAACACAUCAUGGGCCCUGAAGCUGUUUCAAGACUGGCACCAUGAAGUAUACCAGGGGCCCUUGGAUUUUACUGAUGUGAAUGUGGAAAACCUAGCAACAGUUUUAGCGAAAUUUUACUGCGAAGCAAGACCAAAGCAAACUGAGGCGAGGGCAAGCAUGUUAAAACCUGAACAUGCCGGGGAAUAUCACAAGAACACUCUCAAAAAUAUUAGGGCUGCAUUGAACCGUCAUUUACAGGACCUAGGCAGAGACAUGGAUAUUGUUAGGGAUAAGCAAUUCAAAUCAUGCAACAAAACCUUAAACGGUUUAUUAAAAGAACGUAUGAGGUCUGGCCUUUCACGUCCGACCUUACACAAAGAUAUCAUCACAAAAGAGGAUCUCGGCAAAAUUUGCACCUACCUGAAAUCUAUGUGUCACUCAUCAGCUGUUGUUCUCCGUUUAGCUGUGUGGUACAAUCUCGCGAUUCAUUUCGUCAGUCGCGGUUUGGAAUUUCAUCAACAAUCACGAGACACGGCAAAAAAACUUCCAGGGGGGGGUAUCAAAUUGUGAAGCCCCGUCCGACAAACGAAUGUAUGCAGUAGACUCCGAAUUGUGUCCAGUAAAACUUCUCCGUCAACUCAUUAACAGAACAGAUGAAUCAGCACACAAGCUAUUUAACCACUUCAU